UGCGUGCGUCCCCAAAGUUGACGGGCAUGUCCAUUCAAAUGGUGUGUGUGCACCGUGUCCUGUGAUCAAUUUUGUGGGGCUUACCUCCCCACCCCCAUAUUUUAUUUAAUUCGGCCACGCUGUCUGAGACUGAUGGGAGUUGGAGUCCAAUAGAACUUGGAGGCCCACAGCUUCGCCAUCUCUGCUUCUGGGGCGAGGCAGUAGCUGAGUGAUUGGAGAAGGUCCAUAGCUGAGCAUCUGGAAAAGACAGGACUCAGGGAGACGAAGCUCGGAGGGAGGAAUACUGCCACGGUGGCGGAGAGGGAAGCGGACCCGAUUCCUGCAUCGCAGGAAGUUGGACUGAAUGACCCUCGGUGCCCUUUCCAACUCUACCAUUUUACGAUCGUAUACGCAAAGGCGGCGAGUUUGCUGUUGCCGUUCGUUUCGCGCAUUAGCCGCGUGCAGCGUGCAUAACACUCGUGUCCCGAGCUUGUUUCCUGCGAUUACAAGCGAGGAAGAGGAGGGACGGCAGGUGACAAAGGGCGCCUCAGAGCAGCUUGCCCAGCUGACAGUCCCAAGACGUCGCCUUCUGACAGAGGAGAGGAGGGCUGCCGUGGCAAAACGGCGCGAUAAAUACCAGAUGGCCGGCGCGCAAGCAGCCCUGCACCAGGCGCAACCCUGACGCCGCGGGCGAGCCGUCCACUCCGCUCCUUUGCGCAAGGCGCGCUGCAGCUCAGCUCCGCAGCAAAGCAGCCCUCCUCUGGACCCCGCUUUCCUUCCACCUCUGCAAAAGGUGGGGACCCAAAGUCCCCUGCAGAAACCUCCGCUCCCAGCGUCGUCGAGGACGCUCUCCAGAUACCCUUAGAUCUCCCCUUGGGCAUGCACCAGCGCGCUGCUCUUGCAAACUCCGUCGCCGCCGCUUUGCCAGGCAUUUUGGCGCAGCCUUAGAAAAUCUCCGUCGUAAACUCCCCCUCGAAGCCUGGGCUGUGCCGUCGGUUGUGCCCCUGCGCCUCUCCUGCGAAGCGCCUCGCACGUGCCGCGCCAUGGAGCGCCCGCGCCUGGAGGCGCAGUGCUACCGAAACGGGGACUGCCACCCCGGACGCCUCCUCGGGGGCUUGAGCGAGCUGGCGGCUGGCAGCAACCCCUGCGAGAUCCGGAAGCCGGCGGCGAAGCUCCCGCGCCCGCCGUCGGACAAAGGCAGCCGGGCCCGGGAAGGCGAGGAGCGGGAAGAGAGGGACGGGCUGCCUGCCCUGGAGGAUGCGUACACCACCAUCCUGGAGGGCCUGGGCGAGGACCCGACCCGGGAAGGGCUGCUGCUCACGCCCCGUCGGGCCGCCAAGGCCAUGCAGUUCCUCACCAAGGGCUACCGCGAAACCGUUGGAGACAUACUCAACGAUGCAGUUUUCGACGAGGACCACGACGAGAUGGUGAUCGUGAAGGACAUUGAUAUGUUUUCCCUCUGUGAACAUCACUUGGUACCUUUCUUUGGCAAGGUGCACAUUGGAUACUUACCGAGGAAGAAAGUGGUUGGCUUAAGCAAACUUGCAAGAAUCGUUGAAAUAUUCAGCCGAAGGCUUCAAGUCCAGGAGCGGCUUACCAAGCAGAUUGCCCUGGCAAUUACUGAAGCCCUGAAGCCUGUUGGAGUGGCUGUGGUCAUUGAAGCAUCGCACAUGUGCAUGAUCAUGAGGGGAGUUCAGAAGAUGAGCAGCAAAACCGUUACGAGCGCCAUGCUUGGAGUCCUGCGGGAAGAUCCCAAAACCAGGGAGGAGUUUCUCGCCUUGAUCAAGAAUUAAACGACAGCAGCUUGCGGCUCUCUGUGGGUUUGGAUCCCACACUCGAAACCAGUUGCCAAGACAUAAUUGCCUUCUGUGAGCCAGAAUCUGUGCCAUAAAAGAAGAGGAAGAAGACAAAAAAAGGUGAAAGCAAAAAAAGAGAAGAAAAUAAAUAACUGCACCACAGCUUUGUUCUCGCUUCUGGGUAACACCUUAAGAGUGUCGUUAAACAUUAGCUAGGCAGCACAAGCACCGAACUCCCAUUUUGCAGCAAAGAAAUCAGGUAUCCCUGAUACGGCAGCAUCUUGUGACAUGGUGAGCCAAGGGCCUCUUUGCACCCUGCAUCUUCUAACCCUUUGAGAACAAAGCAAGCGAUCCAUCCUCUCCCGUGAGUUUUCAUGCAUCACAAGAGUCGCACUUUUGAGCACAUAAAAUGUGAAUGCAAGAUAGGCUUAUUUGCAAAGGUGUGUUGUGUAGGUGCAUUUAGGAUUGGCUGCAGUUCUCUUCAUCAGUACGCUCAGUGGAUGGUCCAGGGGUGGCCUGUUCUAGUGCAGGUAGGGGGAGCCUCAGGCCCAAAUGUGGCCCCCUAGGUCUCGUAUUUCCGGUUCUAGGAAGCCUGCCAGGCCCCUUACCCCGGCCCUACUCCUUACUGGUCCCGCUCUGUGUCUUCCUUAGGUACUUUUGCCUUUGUGGCAUGAGAGCCUCACUUAAAAAAAGAGAGAAAAGCACAAAUACCACUCAAAAUACAUCUACCUUACAAACUUUUAUUGGUUUAAUAUUGACUGAUUCGUUUUUGCUUACUCUCAGGCAGGCAUAGGCAAACCCGGUCCUCCAGAUGUUUUGGGACUACACCUCCCAUCACCCCUGACCACUGGUAAUGUUAGCUAGGGAUGGUGGGAGUUGUAGUCCCAAAACAUCUGGAGGGCAGAGUUUGCCUAUGCCUGCUCUAAGGGAUCCUGGGAAUGAUAGUUUGGUUAGGGUGCUGAGAAUUAUGUUAAAAGUUAACGUGUCAAUCCAUUCCCCCCUGGGAUUGGUCCAGGGAACACAAAUUGCUGGUUAACUAGUUCAUGGUGGCAAACCUUUGCAUGUUUGCUUCGGAGCCAGGGUUGUGUCCUGCUAAGUCGUUGAAUGGCUGGAAUGAUGUUUAGAGGUGCAACAGAAUGUCCCCUCUCUCUCUUCCCCUUGCACCAGCCAAAUCUGGCCCGGGGUUUUGGGGGGGAAGAGACAUUCUAUUGCACUUGUGAAAGCUAUAGUUGUUCCGCUUGCGCAAUGACUUGGCUGAGUGAAUUAGAUUGUGCUACAUGGGGGGCAGCUGCACCCUUCCCAAUCGAGCAAAACAAUAGAAAUACU
Messenger RNA from Podarcis raffonei (Aeolian wall lizard), 3101 nucleotides. Its product is annotated as GTP cyclohydrolase 1-like. Gene Ontology annotation, biological process: tetrahydrobiopterin biosynthetic process; tetrahydrofolate biosynthetic process. The record is from RefSeq and is a predicted model, not a curated record. The coding region runs from base 1023 to 1772 and encodes 249 amino acids. The transcript is spliced from 6 exons. NCBI's taxonomy places the organism in Eukaryota, Metazoa, Chordata, Lepidosauria, Squamata, Lacertidae. Gene Ontology annotation, cellular component: cytoplasm. Gene Ontology annotation, molecular function: GTP binding; zinc ion binding; GTP cyclohydrolase I activity.